AUGUCUCAAGGUAGAAAAGCUGCAGAAAGAUUAGUCGGCAAGACCGUGCUCAUUACGGGCGCCUCUGCUGGUAUUGGUAAGGCAACCACGUUGGAGUAUUUGAAUGCAUCCAAUGGUGAGAUGAAACUCAUCUUGGCCGCUAGAAGAUUGGAGAAGCUCGAAGAAUUAAAAACGGCCAUUGAUGAAGAGUUCCCGAACGCAAAGGUACACGCGGCCCAACUGGAUAUCACUGAAGCCGGAAAGAUCAAGCCCUUCAUUGCAAACUUGCCGGAGGAGUUCAAGGAUAUUGACAUUCUGGUUAAUAACGCUGGGAAGGCUCUGGGGACUGACCGCGUCGGAGAAAUUGCCACACAGGACAUUCAGGAUGUGUUCGACACCAAUGUCACGGCUUUGAUCAAUGUCACGCAAGCCGUGUUGCCCAUUUUCCAAGCUAAGAAUUCGGGAGACAUCGUGAACCUGGGCUCAGUAGCUGGCAGAGAGGCAUACCCAACAGGUUCUAUAUACUGUGCAUCCAAGUUCGCCGUAGGGGCGUUUACUGACAGUUUGAGAAAGGAGCUGAUCAAUACUAAGAUCAGAGUCAUCUUAAUUGCACCAGGACUAGUCGAGACUGAGUUCUCAUUAGUUAGAUACAGAGGUAACGAAGAUCAAGCCAAGAAUGUUUACAAGGGCACAACACCAUUGAUGGCUGAUGACGUGGCUGACUUGAUCGUCUAUGCCACUUCCAGAAAGCAAAACACCGUGAUUGCAGAUACGCUGAUCUUCCCCACCAAUCAAGCGUCGCCUUCCCACAUCUUCCGUGGCUAA
Molecule: messenger RNA, 804 nt
Organism: Saccharomyces kudriavzevii IFO 1802
Lineage: Eukaryota; Fungi; Ascomycota; Saccharomycetes; Saccharomycetales; Saccharomycetaceae
Gene: ORA1
Product: oxidoreductase
Exons: 1
Coding region: 1-804 (267 amino acids)
Cellular component (GO): cytosol
Molecular function (GO): oxidoreductase activity
Source: RefSeq, a predicted model, not a curated record